Paramuricea clavata is the source of this 582-nucleotide messenger RNA. NCBI's taxonomy places the organism in Eukaryota, Metazoa, Cnidaria, Anthozoa, Malacalcyonacea, Plexauridae. The record is from the annotation of a GenBank genome assembly.
AUGGAUGAAAUUCAUGAAAAUCAAUUGAGCGAAGUUCUGCCGUAUCAGUUUGAACCAAAACCAGAUCAAAAUUCGAACUGUAGCGAAUAUUUUACUGACUCCGAAAGCCAAUCUUCCUCCAAUGAAGACAUUGGAAUGAAAGCCUUUGAAGCUGCAAACGCUUGGCGCUUGGACUCGUUAAAAUGGUGCCACUGUGGCAAUUGUGCUGUACAUAACAAGGUGAUUGAAAAUUUCUGUUGUAAGGAGAAGUCAUUAGAAUACGACGAAUAUGAUUCGCUGUUGUCACAAGCCGAAGAGGCAGGACAUCAGUGUCUCACAUGCCUGCCGGAGUUUGCUGAAAAUAUGCUAUCACAAACAGUUUUGAAGAUUGACGUAUGUAGAUACCUAGAAGAAAAUUGGCCGCUUGGUGAUGAAGAUAUUGAAAGAACUCAUAAACUUUACCACCUCGUAGCAUAUCAAAGAUGUUCCCGUUGGAUAUUCCAAAUUUUGGGAAAGAAGAGACGAAGACCGUUUUCGUCUUGUAUAUACGCCAAAAUACGACAACAAUUUGCCUCACCGGAUGGUCUGUAUUACACAUUUUAA